AACGAACCCUAAGUCAUCUCUCUCACUUUCACUUUCACUGACUUCUCAUCACCCACUUGGAUCCGUUGUCACCAUGUUUGUGUCUUCUCAACAACACAACACAAACACGGAACCGCCACAAUUUGUCCCCAUUAUAUUCCACUUUUCUCCUCCAACAUUAUUCAUCUUUCAUUUCACACCACACCAUGUCAACUUCAAGUGAAUACCUCGAAACCCUCUUAACCUCAGCUAAACCCUUCAUCCGUAACGAACUCAGUUCCAUCAACACCAAUCUCCCAUCCUUAAUAACCAUCCUCCAUUCCCGUGGUGCAUCAGAAUGUUGGCACAAACACGGUACUUUCCUCGAACACCUUGUCGACAUUUUCCGAAUCCUCCACCUUUGGAAAUCCCCAUACCCCGUCUCCCUCUGUGGACUCUUCCACUCAGCAUACUCCAAUUCCUACGUCAACCUCGCCAUCUUCGACCCUUCAACCUCUCGCGAAAUAGUUCGCGAACACGUAGGCGUAGAAGCUGAGCGUUUGAUUCAUUUGUUUUGUGUUGUUCCUAGACAAACUCUUAUUCACGAUGAUCUUCUUUUUCAUUACACUGAUAAGGAGCUCUGUGAUGAUCUUGAAAAAUCAGAAUUGUCUUUGAAGGAUGCAAAGGAGAAGGGGAUUUUUAAUGGGGAUGAAAGAUGGAGGAAGAAACUGCAGGGUCUUGUUCCUGUUGAUGGGGUGAAAGUGAAGCAUAUAAGAACUGGUGAAGAUGUGAAUGUUUCGAGGAGGGUUGUGGCGGUUUUUGUUAUGAUGACUAUGGCUGAUUUUUCUGAUCAGCUUUUUGGUUUUCAGGAUAUGCUGUUUGAGAAUUUUGAUGGUAGGCUUGAGUUUAAAGGGAACAAUUUUGGUGCUGUUUGGCCUGGAAAUGGUAAACCGGGUUUAUGGUUGAAUUCGAUUUCGAGAAUGGGAGCUGUUUAUAAUUUGAUUUUGAGAGAGGAAGAGAUUUUCUUGGAAGAGAAGAAACGGGUAGGAGUUGGAGAAGGAGAAGGAAGAGUUAAUGUUGUUGAUUGUGAGAGAGAUGAGGACAUUGAGUUGGUUUUGCCGCCGGUUUUCGAUAAAUGUUCAAAGGUUUUGGAUGCAGGGGAUCAAAUAGUUGCAAGGGAUUUGUAUUGGGAAGCAUUGAGUUGUGAAGAAGGGAUGGAGAAGAUUGAGGAGUUGUUGGUGAAGAGUAUUGAGAAAAACCCUUUUGUGGGAGAGCCACAUGUGGUGUUGAGUCAAGUUUAUUUGACAAAGGGGAGAUUUGAAGAGGGUGAGAGAGAAUCUGAGAGAGGAUUGACUCUUUUGCUUGAGUGGGGAUGUCAUUGGGAUAAAAGGGUUUCUUGGGAAGGUUGGAUUUCAUGGACUAGAGUUUUGUUGAUGAAGGCAAAAGAGAAAUCUUGGCCUAAUAAUUCAUGGGGUAUCCUCAAUUUAGGUCUUGUAAAGUAGUAAAGUAGUAAUGUAACUAUUUUGUGUGGUUUUCUAUAUAUUCCUUCUAUGAGAUGUAAGUUGUGUUUAUAGGUU
Messenger RNA from Lathyrus oleraceus (garden pea), 1535 nucleotides. RefSeq lists its product as uncharacterized. The transcript has a single exon. The coding region runs from base 186 to 1460 and encodes 424 amino acids. The record is from RefSeq and is a predicted model, not a curated record. NCBI's taxonomy places the organism in Eukaryota, Viridiplantae, Streptophyta, Magnoliopsida, Fabales, Fabaceae.